CCCCGUUCUCAUCCUCUCCACCUCCCCCUCCUUGUUCCUUGGUCUCGCCAUGUCCCUCUCUGCCUCCUCGUCUUCCAGCGUUCUCCGUCGUGCCGCCGCUGCCGUCAAGCCUGUGCUUGCUCGCGGUGCGCACAAGGAAAUCAAGUUCUCGAACGACGGACGCGCGAGCAUCCUCAAGGGUGUCGAUGUUCUUGCCGACGCGGUCAGCGUUACGCUUGGGCCCAAGGGCCGGAAUGUGAUCAUCGAGCAGUCAUUCGGCGGCCCGAAAAUCACGAAGGAUGGUGUUACUGUCGCGAAGUCAAUACAGCUCAAGGACAAGUUCGAGAACCUUGGUGCUCGGCUUGUACAGGACGUUGCUCAAAAGACCAAUGAGAUCGCCGGUGACGGUACGACGACUGCGACUGUUCUUGCGCGCGCCAUCUACUCGGAAGGUGUGAAGAACGUCGCCGCCGGUUGCAACCCUAUGGACCUCCGCCGCGGUUCGCAGGCCGCCGUGGACCGCGUCGUCGCGUUCCUCUCCGAGAACGCGAAGCCGAUCACUACCACCUCUGAGAUUGCGCAGGUGGCGACCAUCUCCGCGAACGGCGAUACCCACGUGGGCGGUCUCAUUGCACAGGCGAUGGAGAAGGUCGGAAAGGAGGGUGUGAUCACCGUGAAGGAGGGCAAGACGAUCGAGGAUGAGAUCGAAAUCACGGAGGGCAUGCGCUUCGACCGUGGUUUCAUCUCUCCUUACUUCAUUACGGAUGUGAAGACGCAGAAGGUCGAAUUUGAGAAGCCGUUGAUCCUCCUCGCGGAGAAGAAGAUCUCUGUUCUCGCCGACCUCAUGCCCUCCCUUGAAGCCGCUGUGUCGCAGCGCCGUCCUCUGCUCAUCAUCGCGGAGGAUGUUGACGGAGAAGCCCUUGCCGCGCUCAUUGUCAACAAGCUCCGUGGCCAGCUCCAGGUCGCCGCCGUCAAGGCUCCCGGCUUCGGUGACAACCGCAAGAACAUCCUUGGCGAUAUCGCUAUCCUUACUGGCGGCACUGUCUUCACGGAUGAGGUCGACGUCAAGCUCGAUGCUGCGACCCCUGACAUGCUCGGAUCCACGGGUAGCGUGACUAUCACCAAGGAGGAUACCAUCAUCCUCAAUGGCGAUGGCGGCAAGGACGCCAUCCAGGCUCGCUGCGAGCAGAUCCGCGGCGUGAUCUCUGACCCCACCACCAGCGACUACGACAAGACCAAGCUCCAGGAGCGCCUUGCCAAGCUCUCCGGCGGUGUUGCCGUCAUCAAGGUCGGUGGCGCUAGCGAAGUCGAGGUCGGCGAGAAGAAGGAUCGCUACGACGACGCGCUCAACGCGACCCGCGCGGCCGUCGAGGAGGGUAUCCUUCCCGGUGGCGGUGUUGCGCUGCUUAAGGCGUCCCUCGCGCUCGCGACCAACUCCCCUGCGGCUGGCGCGUCCACCUCCUCACCUGUCUCACCCGACGCGAAGCCGAUCGCUACGGCGAACUUUGAUCAGGACCUCGGCGUCUCCAUCGUCCGCCGCGCGCUCACCCAUCCCUCGCGAACGAUCCUGAAGAACGCCGGCGAAGAAUCCAGCGUGAUCGUCGGCACCCUGCUCCAGCAGUACGGCGCCAAGGACAAGUUUGAGUGGGGAUACGACGCCAGCCGUGGCGAGUACGUCGACAUGAUCAAGGCCGGCAUCGUCGACCCGCUGAAGGUCGUGAGGACGGCGUUGGUUGAUGCUGCCGGCGUCGCCAGCUUGUUGACCACGAGUGAGGCGUGCGUCGUCGAGGCUCCCGAGGAGAAGGCCCCAGCGGCACCGAUGGGUGGCAUGGGCGGUAUGGGCGGCAUGGGCGGCAUGUAUUAGAUGGACGAAAACCGCGGGCCAGAGGCCGGGUGAUGGCCUUUGGUGGGUUGAUCUCCACAAAAGUAUCCUGCAUCAUGGGCUGUUGUUAUCUGUUUCUGUCGCACGAUUCUUCGCACUACUCACGAUCCCCACGUCGCAUUCGCUACUGUUAUGUGCCUUAUAGUUAUACGUACUUUGCUAACGCUGCUCAAUCCGCAAUACAAUCCACCACUCACC
Molecule: messenger RNA, 2059 nt
Organism: Punctularia strigosozonata HHB-11173 SS5
Lineage: Eukaryota; Fungi; Basidiomycota; Agaricomycetes; Corticiales; Punctulariaceae
Product: chaperonin GroL
Exons: 5
Coding region: 50-1843 (597 amino acids)
Biological process (GO): protein import into mitochondrial intermembrane space; mitochondrial unfolded protein response; apoptotic mitochondrial changes
Cellular component (GO): mitochondrial matrix; mitochondrial inner membrane
Molecular function (GO): ATP binding; ATP-dependent protein folding chaperone; protein-folding chaperone binding
Source: RefSeq, a predicted model, not a curated record